Molecule: messenger RNA, 1056 nt
Organism: Chara braunii
Lineage: Eukaryota; Viridiplantae; Streptophyta; Charophyceae; Charales; Characeae
Source: the annotation of a GenBank genome assembly
CCAGCAUGGUAUGUAUUUUUUUAGAAGCCCCUUAGGCUAGUGGCUAUGCCAGAGACCGCAAGAACUGACUAUGUCAUCAAGUUGUACAAAGACAAGGGUGCGUGACUUUGGUUUACCAAAGUCAAUCGUUAGUGACCGAGAUGUCCGAUUCACAAGUGAGUUGUGGAAGAAGACUGCAGAACAGAUGGGCAGUCAACUUCAGAUGACUUCAUGGAAUCAUCCCGAAGCCAACGGACAAGCCGAGCAAAUUAACAGAGUUGUACAGCACUUGCUGAGGCAUUACAUCAAGCCCAACCAGGAUGACUGGGAUGAGCAGUUGCCUCUCAUCGCCAGCCUGUACAACAAUGCUGUCCACAGCAGUACCGACGUUAGUCCUAAUCAGCUACGCUUGGGAUGGAAGCCUAGAUCAGCAUUAGACUUCCUCCUACCUGAAAACCGACCCGCUGCAACUCCAGGCACACUAAAGUAUGGUGUGCAGUAUGAGAAGUUGCUGCAAGAAGCUGUCGAGCACAUGAAGAAAGCUCAGCAAGCAAUGAUUGCUUCUGAGAAUCAACACCGCAGACAGUCCACAUUUCAGGCAGGGGAACGUGUCUGGGUCAAGACUAGUGAGUUAGGACAGGAAUUCGGAAGCUCUCGCAAACUAAUGCCUCAGUACUUUGGUCCCUGGGAAGUCCUGGAUAUAGUGGGAGAUGAGAUGGAUGGCCCCACAUAUGUCAUUCGUGUCCCUAGAAACCUACGCACUCACCCAGUCUUUCAUGCCUCAAAGCUUGCACCUUUCGCUGAGACAGAUCAAUUCCCUUCCAGGAGAUCGAUGCUGCCCCCAACCAUGCAUGGUCAAGUGGACAUCAACGACAUUGUGGAUCACAGGAAUAUGCCUGUUCCGAAGCCGCUGGGUCGAGGAAGACCUCCUAAACCCAAGAGAGAGUAUCGCGUCAGAUUCAGGCAUCAUACGGAUCCAAAAGAAGAUCGGUGGUUUACCGAGGAGGAACUGAUUGAGACAUCUCCUCAGGUGGUGGCAGAAUAUGAGAGACUGCUGAAAGGGAAGGCACCUGCGAA